Entelurus aequoreus (snake pipefish) is the source of this 2181-nucleotide messenger RNA. RefSeq names its product orthopedia homeobox a (gene otpa). Gene Ontology annotation, molecular function: DNA-binding transcription factor activity, RNA polymerase II-specific; DNA binding. NCBI's taxonomy places the organism in Eukaryota, Metazoa, Chordata, Actinopteri, Syngnathiformes, Syngnathidae. The record is from RefSeq and is a predicted model, not a curated record. The transcript is spliced from 3 exons. Gene Ontology annotation, biological process: regulation of DNA-templated transcription; neuron differentiation. Bases 256 to 1272 code for a protein of 338 amino acids.
GUCGACGUGCGCGGGCUCCAUGUGCGGCUUUAGGCGCCUCCCCGUCCGCGCAGAGUCCAUUAUAAUGCACGCUGGCCGCCUUUUAAGCACAAACCGAAUUUGCUCUCAUUUAGGCCCAUCUAGAUCCCUAAAUAGGUUAAAGAAGCCAGAGAGGUGUGUGCGUGUGUGUGUGUGUGCGUGUUUUCACCACGCCUCUCAUUGUUCCUGGAAGUGCACCAUAGUUGUAUUUAUUGUGUCAAAUAUCAGCGGUGAGCGAUGCUCUCCCACGCCGACCUCCUGGAUGCUCGCCUCGGUGAGUUGUCCUCGCCCGGCUCGGCUCUUCAACUCUGCUGGAUGAAGGACGCUGCGGAGCUCCUGGGCCACAGGGAGGCUUUAAAGUGCCGGCUGGGUGCAGGCGGACCGGACCCGGGUCACACCGGGGAGCUGGGCCCGGGCCACGACAGCGCGGAGGGGGCCACGCUGCUCCCGGGUGAGGACAUCAGCUCCGGCGGCGGAGGUGGAGGCUCCAACCCGGGGCAGGGGACCGGCAGUAAGGAACAGGAGAAGCAGCAGAAUGGAGGUGGCGGCGGCGGCAACCAUCAGUCCGGUGCGGGAGGCCAGCAGGCCCAGAAGCAGAAGCGGCACCGGACUCGCUUCACGCCGGCUCAGCUCAACGAACUGGAGCGGAGCUUCGCCAAGACCCAUUACCCGGACAUCUUCAUGCGGGAGGAGCUGGCGCUGAGGGUCGGACUGACGGAGUCCAGAGUGCAGGUGUGGUUUCAGAACCGCCGCGCCAAGUGGAAGAAGCGCAAGAAGACCAGCAACGUGUUCCGGGCCCCGGGGACCCUCCUGCCGACGCACCACCACGGCCUGCCGCAGUUCCCCUCCGCGGCGGCGGCGGCUGCGGCGGCCAUGGGCGACAGCCUGUGCUCCUUCCACGCCAACGACGGCCGCUGGGCCACGGCGGGCAUGGCCGGGGUGUCCCAGCUGCAGCUGCAGGCCCGCCAGCCCUCCAUGGCGCAGUCCUUGUCCCACUGCAGCCUGGGCGGCGGCCCGCCUCCGCCGGCCUCCAUGGGGCUGUCCAACAUGUCGUCCAACGGCGCCGGGCUGCAGUCGCACCUGUACCAGCCCACCUUCCCCGGCAUGGUGUCCGCCUCGCUGCCCGGCCCGACCAACGUCGGCGGCUCGCCGCAGCUGUGCACGUCCCCGGAGAGCGACGUGUGGCGGGGGAGCAGCAUCGCCUCGCUGCGCCGCAAAGCCCUGGAGCACACAGUCUCCAUGAGCUUCACCUAAUGACGACAUGAUUAUUUAUUCCUCGCGGCGGAGUAAUCGCAGACGUGACGAAGCACGACGCUCAACUUUAUUUCCCCGACAUCUAUUUAUCGGUCUAGUUCCGUUCCUUGGUCUGCGCGCGCAGCUCUGACGCCAUUGUGGCGGGAGUCCUCUCCGAGUGUCUUCAGCAUGGAGAAAAUACAAGACUGUAAAAAUGCUGACUGCGCUCAAUCACGGGGGAAACUCUUGAAUAAUUACAACAACAAAAAAAGAAGACGAUUCUAAUCUGUACAAAAUAUUUUGUGGUCACUUUUACGUGUUUAUUAUGAGCCAUUUUUUUGUUUCAUGUUUAUGAUUCAAGUAAUAAAACAACAAAAAUUAUCUCAUUUUAAAUCCGUUCUCCAAAUUUCUUACGGAUUGCUCGGUUUUAUUAUUAUUAUAUAUAUAUAUUUUUUUUAAACAUUUUUUUAUUAUUAUUAUUUUUACUGGGGCGGUGGCAGUAACUUGAGGGUUCCUGGUUCGAUCCCCGCUUCUGCCAUCCUAGUCCCUGCCGUUGUGUCCUUGGGCAAGACACUUUACCCACACUAGUUUAAAUGUAACUUAUAUAUUGGGUUUCACUAUGAGUCACUAGAGAAAAAGCGCCAUAUAAAUAUAAUUCACUUCACUGUUGCAAUAACGUUUAUCCAUCUUUAGAUAUUUAAUUAUAUUAGUUUUGUGCACAUUAAAUUAAAAAAAAUUCGAUCGUGUAUUGUUUAAAAAAACGAAGGCAUUCAUAGAGAUGUGAAGUUAUUCCAUUUUGAACAUUUAAUUUAAUCUUAUUAGCGUUUAUUCGUCUUUAAAAUCUGCAGUUGUAUUAAUUUUAUUCACAAUGAAAAUCGAUAUUGCGUAAUUUUUGUUUUACUUUGAAGCAAACCAUUUUUAAAAGAACAC